Molecule: messenger RNA, 401 nt
Organism: Zootermopsis nevadensis
Lineage: Eukaryota; Metazoa; Arthropoda; Insecta; Blattodea; Termopsidae
Source: RefSeq, a predicted model, not a curated record
UCAGGUUUCUUCUGUUUCAGCUCUGUGACGUGGUGCUGAAGAUCGGCGUCGACUCCAUUCGCGCCCACAAGGUGGUGCUGGCGUCGGUCAGCCCGUACUUCUACGCGAUGUUUAACGACGACAUGGCGGAGAAGCUGCAGGAGGAGGUGACGCUGCACGACGUGGACGCCACGGCGCUGCAGCUGCUGGUGGAGUACUCUUACACGGGCGAGAUCCUCAUCACAGAAGACAACGUGCAGGUCCUGCUGCCUGUUUCCAGCCUCCUGCAGAUCAGCUCGGUGCGAGAGGCCUGCUGCAAGUUCCUCAUGAGACAGCUCCACCCCUCCAACUGCCUCGGCAUCCGGAGUUUUGCAGGUACAAAAACUUUCUCAAGUCCAACUAAGAGGCUUUUCAUGCCGCCU